UUAAAGGCCAAAGGCCAGAGGAAACUUCUUUAGUUUGCACUGUGAUCUGUAGUCUGUGUACGUUUGGAGAGCAGCAGGAGAAAGAAGCAUUUUGUACUUAAUCGCUGGCAGUUUUGAAAUAAAGCCAAACCAUAAGGAAUGGGUUACACAAAGAGGCACUCCUGAAACAACGAGGAUAUUAAAGUUGGAGUACACAGCCUGACUCACUGUGUCCCGAACUCCAUCUCAUUGAUUCAAGCUGGUUUUGGCCUUUGAAAGAUGGUGCUGAGCUGAAGUAAGAUGGCCUCGGACAGGAUGGCGACUCCUCAGAGCAGCUCCAGACAGAGCAGCUCGCUGUCUUCAUCUCCUACGAGUACCCGCAUGCAGUCUCUCCAGGUGGACUCGGUCCAGCGCUGGAUGGAGGACCUCCGCCACAUGACAGAGGUGGAGUGUAUGUGCGUCCUCCAGGCCAAACCCAUCGGGGUGGAGGAGGACGCCCAGCAGGGCGAGCUGAUCGUGGCCUCUGGGGUCGGAGCGGGGGACCACGUGGCCAGAAACAACCUGCAGACGCUGCUCCGCCGAGCGCUGGUGGUCAGCACGGAGCUCGGCAAGAUGUUCCAGCGUCUGGAGAAAGGACGCUGGCAGAGGGUCCACAGCACUGCCGUCAGGGCCAACUGCCACGUGCGUUCACUGGUGCACGAGUACAGCGCCGCCCGGAGCACGCCGCCUGAGAUGCAGAAGUAUGAGAAGUCUCUGCUGGACAAAUGUAUGGAGCUGACCAACAUCACAGAAAGGUGUCUCCACACUGAUGACGAGUUCUUCCUGAAGUCCAUGAGGGAGGCCAUCCAUGAGAUCCUCACUGACGUCAGUGAUUCCUUCAGUAACAUGAUCGACAUGGCUCUGGCCAAUGAGAUCAGGGUCCUCAUCAAACAGAUCGAGUCCUCCGACAGCGUUCACACCAUCGGCAGCGCCAUCAGUAACCUGCUGUCCCUCACACAGGACGGACCUCAGCUCUGCAGCAUCAUCGCCAAGGAAGGAGCUGUGGUGGCCUUGUUCAAGAUCUGCAGGCAGGACCGCUUCAGAGAGCUGUACGCUCACGCUCUGAGGACCGUCGCCUCUAUCUGCUGCGUGGAGGAGGGCAUCAACCAGCUGGACAAGGUGGAUGGGAUCCUGUGUCUGGCGGACAUCUUGACCGAUGAGAGCAGCGUGGAAGCAGCCAGGGCGGAGGCAGCAGCGGUCGUGGCCCAGAUCACCUCGCCUCACCACACGUCCACCCAGCACCUCGCCAGCUUCCUGGAGAGCAUGCACGACAUUGUGACCGCGCUCAUCAAGCUGUGUGAGAGCGCCUCCUGUGGUGAAGUCUUCCUCCUGGCGUCUGCAGCGUUGGCCAACAUCACCUUCUUUGACAGCAUGGCCUGUGAGAUCCUGCUGCAGCUCAACGCCAUCCACAUCCUGCUGCAGGCCUGCAGAGACCGCCAGAGAGUCGACACGCCGUACUCCAAAGACCAGGUGGUGACCAUCUUGGCGAACCUGUCAGUGUUGGAGCAGUGUGCCUCUGAAGUCCUGCAGGACCAAGGGAUCGAGCGCCUGCUGCUGCUGCUGGGAGAAAAGCCGUCCUCCUCCAGUCCAUCGGAGGGCGCCGCCUGCGAGCGCGUUCAGCAGAAAGCUGCAGUGACUUUGGCCCGUCUGAGCAGAGACCCUGAUGUGGCUCAAACUGCCAUCCAGCUCAAAGCUGUUCCUCGUCUGAUUGAACUGUGUCGCUCCCCCACUGAGAGGAAUAACAGUGACUCUGUGCUGGUCGCCUGCCUGGCUGCCCUGAGGAGGCUGGCAGCGGGGUGUCCAGACAGCAUCGAGGCAGCCGACCACCAGCAGCUGAUCAAACCGCGGCUGGUCGACUCCUUCCUGCUGUGCUCCAACAUGGAGGAGAGCUUUGUAUGACGGCCUGCACCGUUAGCAGAGAGAAGAACUCGUGCACGAGGUCGUGAACACGGACUGUUUCACAACACAGAGACGACUAACGAGCAGCUUCCUGUUUGUCCAAAUGUCAAAGUGGACAUGAAGAGUGGCGUGAAUCUGUGUGUGUGUGUGUGUGUGUGUGUGUGUGUGUGUGUGUGGCUGCAGGAGACGUCUGUGUGUACAUACAUGUGUCAGUGGUCAUGUUAGAGGCGCUGAAUGUGACAGUGUUGUAGGCUCAUUUCAUAUCAGUCAUUUUGUUCCAGCAGGUGCUGAUUUUAAAAGAGAAAUUGAACCUGUUCUGGUUUAAAACACUUUAUUUGUUCCAACUGUGCAAUUAUUAAUUAUUAAUUUGUGUCUUCUUAUGUCUGAUCAUGUUUCUGACGCGUCUCUGGAUGAUGCACUAUAAUGUCUCCAAACAUACACCUGUUCAAAUAUAUUUCCUGUUUCUUUAUUGUUUGCAGUCAGCAGCCACUUUAUUAGGAUCAGUUCAUAUUUUCAUGCUUGUAAACUUUGGCGGCGCUUCGUGAGUAUUUAAAAUAUGUUCAGAUGAUGCAUGGCGUGGCGACGGGAUCGAUUUGGCCUCGUGUACAAAAUAUAGUUAAAGUGCAUUUUAUGGCAUGUUGAGCUCUUAUUGUCUUGUUUGCCAUUAAUAUCAGAUAUUAUAUUUGCCACUGGA
Molecule: messenger RNA, 2611 nt
Organism: Epinephelus fuscoguttatus (brown-marbled grouper)
Lineage: Eukaryota; Metazoa; Chordata; Actinopteri; Perciformes; Serranidae
Gene: insc
Product: protein inscuteable homolog
Exons: 13
Coding region: 280-1917 (545 amino acids)
Biological process (GO): establishment of mitotic spindle orientation; regulation of asymmetric cell division; asymmetric cell division
Cellular component (GO): apical cortex
Molecular function (GO): cytoskeletal adaptor activity; protein binding
Source: RefSeq, a predicted model, not a curated record